AUGAAUUCUUCUGUAAUAUACGCCGUGAACUCGACAAUUUCUGAGAUAACACAGGAUACAGUGAAAACCUACAAGGCCAUGGUUCCACAAUCAUCAUUAGGAUCCUCCAUCACACUUAAGGAGGAAAGCGGCAUGAAAAGCGAGACUGUGAUCAAAGUUGUCGUUCUUUCUAUCAUUAUUGUAAUGGGGAUAUUUGGUAAUGUAAUGGUUAUCUACUCUGUCGUCAGCAACAAAAGAUUUCACAAACCUCCAUUCUACUAUCUAAUAAGUCAAUCAAUUUCGGAUCUGUCCAGAGCUGUGUUUUGUUUGCCGUUUGUUUUGGCUUCGGUCGCGCAAGGAUCAGUUUGGCGUCACGGUGAUUCCGCCUGUACCCUUUUAGCUUUUGCAAACACGUUUUUCGUGUUUAGUUCAGCAGUGUCGUUAAUGGCGAUCGUCGUUGAUAGACAUUUAGCUAUAGUGUAUUCCCAUUUCCAUCGCCGGCGAUCACAGGGAUUACUCAACUUGGCUAUCGUGAUAUUAGGUUGGCUAGUAUCAUUUGCUGUAUCUUUCCCUCCAGUGUUUGGAAUGGGUACUUAUCGAUACAUUCCGGAAGAAUCACAAUGUGCGUUUAAACAUAAGCGAUAUCGAAUGAACGAUACUUUAGGAUUCGUUCUGGUCUUUUCGGGAGUUAUUGUAGCAACAAUGUUUUUGUACGUUAGGAUAUUUAUAUUCCUUCGUGAUCAUAGAAAAAUGAGACCGCUAUUCCGCGAACCGCCUCGGAGCAACAAUUGGACAUUUUUUGGACCCGGAGCAAACGCACAAGUUGUGAUAAAUUGGUUGAACGGAAUGCCAGUGGGACCACCCGCGCAAAUGCCUACCAUAACUCAGAACCUUAAUCAAACAACGGGACGUGUUGUGAAUUUACGCACGAGGAAAAACGAGCACUUGUGUCGAACGUUUUUUAUUGUAACAGUUGCGAUGUACUCGCUAUGGAUACCGUACUUGUUGCAAGCGUAUAUCAGUAUCUUUGGUAAGGAGAAAUCUAUUUCAUCACUGUACGUCACAAUCUCAGCAUGGCUAACCUACUCACAAGUUGGUAUAAGUCCUUUUGUUUACAUUUUCAGUAAUAGCUCUUUUAAGCGGAGGCGAGAUUUAAAAUCGUCAAACAAUUCCAAUUAUGGUCACGAGGCAAUCCCUCUAGAAUAA
Molecule: messenger RNA, 1185 nt
Organism: Ylistrum balloti
Lineage: Eukaryota; Metazoa; Mollusca; Bivalvia; Pectinida; Pectinidae
Product: probable G protein-coupled receptor 85
Exons: 1
Coding region: 1-1185 (394 amino acids)
Biological process (GO): G protein-coupled receptor signaling pathway
Cellular component (GO): plasma membrane
Molecular function (GO): G protein-coupled receptor activity
Source: RefSeq, a predicted model, not a curated record